UGGUGUAAAAGGACAAAAUGCCGGUUCUCACAAGCCCAGAAAUUGCCAGCAAGUUUGCGGGAAAAUGGAUGGAUCAAACGAUGAGCGGUCCAGAGUGUGCGCCCCAGGACGACAGCCUCACUAGUCUUCACUGGCUUCAGAAUUUCUCCAUCCUGAGCGCAGAUCCGGAGCGGACUAAUACGUGCGGGUCAAUCCAACAGCAGCAGUAUCUGAAGCGUUUUGGUUUUCCUAAAGGCGGCUCCGACUCACCGUCCAGCCCUCCCGCAGGAGACACAGCUGCGACGGGGAUGCCUCUGUACCUGGGCAGUCCCGUGAUGUCCGGGUCAGACUCCUCCAUGACGCACCGAUUCACCAGUUGCGCACGGAACGGUUUCCCUCCCCAAGACAGUCCACAGGUGGAAGUGGACUACAAGACCAACCACAAAGUCAAGCCUCCUUACUCAUACGCAUCCCUGAUCUGUAUGGCCAUGCAAGCGAGCAAGCAGCCCAAAGUGACCCUGUCCACCAUCUACAACUGGAUCACAGACAACUUCUGCUACUACCGCCACGCAGAGCCCAGCUGGCAGAACUCCAUUCGCCACAACCUGUCCCUCAACAAGUGCUUCAAGAAAGUCCCCAGGCAGAAGGAUGAACCAGGAAAAGGAGGCUUCUGGCAAAUCGACCCGCAGUACGCCGACAUGUUUGUCAACGGCAUCUUCAAGCGUCGAAGGAUGUCUGCUAACCACUACAGCAAUAGCGCCAACAGACAAAACAAACUGGGUUAUCCUCAGAACGGCUGCCCAUACCAGACGAGCAAAAGAAAGCAGCUCCCAAACAAGAACAAGGCGACCAGAGCGGGCGAGUCUCCCCUGUUGGCGACACAGGCCCUGCGUGGGGACUUUGAUCUGACCUCCAUGUUUGAUGACGUCCUCAGCGGAAACUGUAGCACCUUCGAGGAUUUGGACAUCAACACGGCACUCAGCUCCCUCGGGUGCGACUUGGAGGUUUCCGUUCAGAGCAGGCAGGGCUUAGGGAGAUGGGACCAAAUGAUGGGCCAGGGCCAACAUCUAAACCACCAUCAGUCCUACACGGGUUAUGUAGAUGUUCCAACUAUGGAAUGUGUCAUGGGGAACAAUAACAUGGUGGAUCUUCACCACCUCCACCAACAGCAGAUAGAACAAGAUCAUCUGCUCCAGAAUCAGCAUCCACAUUUGCAGCAGUACGAUGAGGCUGCGGCACUGUUUUCGGAGCGACCAGAGGGGGCGGUACUUCAGCCGUGGGAGGAGAUCAAAGAGGAGGAGCAACCUAUUCCCCUGACUCUAGACCAGAGCUUCGGGUUGUGUGAAGGCUUUUUCACAGAGAUGCAGCCCUGGCAAAAUGUAGAAGUUUACCUGUGAACUUUGAUAUCACCUGGACCCAUUUUGGACAGUUAUGUGGGACUAAGAGGCUGAUCUACAACAGACCACAGUUCAGAAAAGUUGGAACCCCAUACAUACUUCACACUACAAAUAAUAAAAGACAAAACAUUUUUAAGUC
Periophthalmus magnuspinnatus is the source of this 1515-nucleotide messenger RNA. It is a transcript of the gene foxj1b, whose product is annotated as forkhead box J1b. Bases 18 to 1376 code for a protein of 452 amino acids. Gene Ontology annotation, biological process: regulation of DNA-templated transcription. The transcript is spliced from 2 exons. The record is from RefSeq and is a predicted model, not a curated record. Gene Ontology annotation, molecular function: sequence-specific DNA binding; DNA-binding transcription factor activity. Lineage: Eukaryota; Metazoa; Chordata; Actinopteri; Gobiiformes; Gobiidae.